AUGCUUCCCGCACGGCCUUUCCGACCGGCCUUCCGUGCGGUAUCGGGCCUCCGAAGCCCGGCACUGAGAUCUCAAUGCUUCCCAGGGCGAUGGUACUCCGACAAGAAACCUGCUGCGGCGGCCGCCGAAGAUGACCUCCCCGACCACCGAAAGCUCGGCGUCCAGCAAGAGCUCUUCACCUCCUCCCUCUACAGCCCCGGCUCGCCCAUUUUCCUUCCGAACGGCACACGAAUCUUCAACCGACUGGUGGAUUUCUUACGACGGCAGUACGUCCACUACGGGUUCGACGAGGUCAUCACGCCAAACAUUUACAAAAAGUCUCUGUGGGAGGUGUCGGGCCAUCUACAAAACUAUGCCGACGACAUGUAUACCGUCACAAGCCGCGCACGCGCGCCCGAGGAGAAGGCGAGCUGCUGUGGCAGCCACGACAGCGAGAGCGCUGCCCGCACCGGCGAGGAAUCCAGGCUGACCGAGGGCGAGGACGACGAUUACGGCCUCAAGCCCAUGAACUGCCCGGGGCACUGUCUUAUCUUCGCCUCCAAGAACCGGAGCUACCGCGACCUGCCUAUCCGCUACGCCGACUUCAGCCCGCUUCACCGUAACGAGAUCUCGGGCGCCCUCAGCGGCCUGACGCGCGUGCGCCGCUUCCACCAGGACGACGGCCACGUCUUUUGCCGGCCGAUACAGAUUCAGGACGAGGUUUUCAAGACGCUCGACUUCAUGAAGACGGUCUACGGCGCGCUCGGGUUGGAGCAGUUUGAUUUCGCGCUCUCGACCCGGCCGGCGGACCACUACAUUGGAACCGACGCCGAGUGGGCGCGGGCCGAGUCACAGCUGCGCGACGCGCUGGAGCAGGCCGGCCUGAAAUACACCGUCAAGGAGGGCGACGGCGCCUUCUACGGCCCCAAGAUCGAUGUAAUGCUGCACGAUUCUCACGGCAAGUCGCACCAGGCCGGUACGAUCCAGCUCGACUUCCAGCUCCCCCAGAGGUUCAACCUUGAGUACCAAGCGCCGGCGCCGCAAUUGGAGGCGCAGGGCCUGCCGCUGGACACGGCUGACGCAGCGGACCUCGAAACGUACGGACCCGUGCCUCCCGUGAUGAUCCACCGGGCCAUCUUGGGGUCCGUCGAGCGUCUGAUGGCGCUGCUGAUUGAGGAAUACAAGGGCAAGUGGCCGUUCUGGCUCAACCCGCGUCAGUGCGUUAUCCUGACCAUCAAUGAUACGGAGCCGGUGAUGAGCUGGGCAUCGGAGGUCAAGGAUAUCCUGACGGGCCACGACCGCGUGCGUGACCCGAGGAACCCGCGACAGCCGCGUCCUACGGGCUUCGCGGUCGAGAUCGACUCCAGCGCACGGUCGCUGGCGAAAAAGCUCAAGGAAGCUCGGGAGAAACAGCCCGGCUUCAUCUUGGUAGUGGGCAAGGGCGAUGUUGCGGCGAAGCAAGUGACCGUCGACAUGACUGACGGCCCAGACAGCUCGGGAGGUAGCGGCGCCGCGAAGGGGGCCCGGCAGCAGAUGGAUCCUCUUGCUUUGCUAGAGAAGAUGCAGGAAAAAGUGGCGACGUACCAGUAG
Colletotrichum orchidophilum is the source of this 1569-nucleotide messenger RNA. Its product is annotated as threonyl-tRNA synthetase. The record is from RefSeq and is a predicted model, not a curated record. The transcript has a single exon. Bases 1 to 1569 code for a protein of 522 amino acids. Gene Ontology annotation, cellular component: cytoplasm. Gene Ontology annotation, biological process: threonyl-tRNA aminoacylation. Gene Ontology annotation, molecular function: ATP binding; threonine-tRNA ligase activity. Lineage: Eukaryota; Fungi; Ascomycota; Sordariomycetes; Glomerellales; Glomerellaceae.